This is a messenger RNA of Cooperia oncophora, 225 nucleotides long. The record is from the annotation of a GenBank genome assembly. Lineage: Eukaryota; Metazoa; Nematoda; Chromadorea; Rhabditida; Trichostrongylidae.
AUGGCAAAAGAGCUAGAACUUGAAGAGCAGAUUGCAGCACAAGGAGAUUUAGUGCGCCAGCUCAAAGGAGAUGCUUCAGCGUCUGAGGAUGUAAAAAAGGAAGCCAUUGAUAAGCUCUUACGAUUGAAGUUGACCUACAAGGAGAUAACUGGGAAAGAUUAUGCGGCUCCCGGUGGUCGUAAACAAAAAGAGAAAAAGCCUGCUCCAGAAAAGAAGCAGGAGAAA